AUGACACGCCGAAUUGUGCGGGCAGGCGUACAGCUUGCGCUAUUUGCAGGUUUCAUACUGCUCCUAGUCCUAUUUCUCGAUAACCGGUAUCGCGUCCUACCGGCCUCGAUUCACGGCCACCUACCCACACAUUACUCUGGCCUCGUCGUUACCGAUGUAACUGUCAGUACCUGCUCGUCAUUCAACGUGUUUUCCAACUGCAAAGUCAACAAGGACACGUGGACUCGGGUCGAUAAGGAUCUCUACCUGCGCACGGGAUGGACGUCGAGCGCAUACAUUCAUUUUGAACGAAAGAAGGAGGAGGAGUUGCUUCCAACGGACAGGGUGGUCCUUGAUAUGAAAAUCGGCCGACUUAAUCCCCAGUCGAUGGAGGGUGCUUCCAAAAGCGAUGUAGAACUAUGGGAGCAGAGACCGGGAGGUAUAUGGUUGAAGCGGACGGCCAAACGCCACGCGAGCGACUCGCAGACCACCGUCACCUCGGUCGAUGUGCUCUUCGGGGCUGAUGCGGUUGACCCGCGCAUUGGUUGGGAAGUCAGGGAUACUCCGUUGCUGCUGAACAGCUGGACGGAGCAAUUGGAGGCUCGCGUUACCGUCCGAAGAGGUGAUCCACAAAAGACCAAGAGGGCCGUUCCGAGGAUCAACGAUGAUGGACGAUUUAAGAUUAUGCAGUUGGCAGAUUUGCAUAUGAGUACUGGUCUGGGCGCUUGUCGAGAGCCAGUGCCGGCCGAGCUUGUACCUGGCCAGUCGUGCGAGGCUGAUCCUCGAACUCUAGAUUUUGUGGAGAGGCUUUUGGAUGAAGAGAAACCUGACCUGGUUAUUCUCAGUGGAGACCAGGUGAACGGUGAGACCUCGAAAGACGCCCAAAGCGCGCUCUUUAAGCCUGUCAAGCUGCUUGUGGAUCGCAAGAUCCCUUAUGCGGCCAUUUUCGGCAACCAUGAUGAUGAGGGUGACCUUAACCGGUCGGAACUUAUGGACAUUUACGAAGAUCUCCCUUACUCCCUAUCCUCUGCCGGCCCCGAUGACAUAGAUGGCGUUGGGAACUACAUUGUUGAGGUUCUUGGUAGCGGGAAAUCGGCCCAUUCUGCAUUGACUCUCUAUCUCCUUGACACACAUUCUUAUUCCCCCGACGAGCGACAGUUCCGCGGAUAUGACUGGAUCAAACCGAACCAGAUUCGGUGGUUCCAGAACGCAGCCCGGGGUCUGAAAACCAAACACCAAGCUUACACGCACAUGCAUAUGAACAUGGCUUUCAUUCACAUCCCGCUUCCCGAAUAUCGUGACAAUCAUAAUUACUUCCGAGGCGGUUGGCCAGAGGCCCCUACGGCGCCUGGGUUCAACACUGGCUUCAAGGAUGCGAUGGAGGAACAGGGUGUUCUUUUCGUUAGUUGUGGACACGAUCAUGCCAAUGACUAUUGCAUGGUUAACAAGGAUAAAAACGACAAGCCUUCCUCGUGGAUGUGCUAUGGCGGUGGCUCAGGCCUUGGUGGCUACGGAGGGUACAAUGACUAUGUUCGACGAGUGCGAUUCUUCGACUUUGACAUGAACGCUGGACGAGUCGUGACAUAUAAGCGGCUGGAAUGGGGCGAGAUCGAGUCCCGGAUCGACGAGAUGAUGAUUAUUGACGGCGGCACGGUGAAAGGGCCUGAUGGGGCCAAUUAG
Messenger RNA from Aspergillus glaucus CBS 516.65, 1659 nucleotides. Its product is annotated as metallophosphoesterase family protein. Lineage: Eukaryota; Fungi; Ascomycota; Eurotiomycetes; Eurotiales; Aspergillaceae. The coding region runs from base 1 to 1659 and encodes 552 amino acids. Gene Ontology annotation, cellular component: cytoplasm. The transcript has 3 exons. Gene Ontology annotation, molecular function: phosphoprotein phosphatase activity. The record is from RefSeq and is a predicted model, not a curated record.